AUGGCACAACCCCCCGUUCCAAUCACCAGUACCAACUACUACUCUACCAGUCACCCUACCGGCAACCCCGGCUACCCCACCAGCAACCCUGGCUACCCCACCAGCAACCCCGGCUACCCAACCAGCAACCCCGGCUACCCCACCGCUACCAGCAGCUCUACUAGCUAUUCUAGCAGGUCUACUAGCUAUUCUAGCAGGUCUACUAGCUAUUCUAGCAGGUCUACCAGCUACUCUAGCAGUUACUCCAGCAGCUACUCCAGCAGCUACCCUACUUGGACCUCAACAAGGACUCACCCUCCUGGCACAACAUAUACAUCGUCCCCUGGUUCGUCCGACGGUAGUGAUGAUGAAUCCACGUCGAUCGUUGGAGCAGUCGUCGGAGGUGUUGUCGCCGGGCUUGUUCUCAUCGCGUUGUUGGUGGGCUUCUUUGUAAUGCGUCGGAGGAAUAGGCGCAAUGAGGCCAACAAAAGAGAUUCUGACACUUUGGAGGGUCGCAAUAGCACUGAACCCCUUGCUACCACUACUGGUGUCGGUAGUGGCGGUAAUGGCAGUGAUGGCGAAGGAAUUGUAGGAUCCCAGAAAGAGCCAUACGUUUACCCCGAACGAGAAUAUCAGCAACUGCAGCAGCUGUCAGGCAACCAAUACGAUCAAGAGCACGACCCCUAUUAUGCUCAGCACCAGCGGCACCCGCAGGACUAUUAUGCAGAGGACCAACCAUACCACCAGAGCCCCCAGUCCAUCCCCGUUCACGAAUCUAUUACCGAAUCAACUUCUCCUGCCAUGACUCAGAUCACUACGGCAGGAUCCAACCUGGCAUACUGCCCCCCUCCAUUCGUGCCUGGACCAGGAUUAUUUGAGAGGCGUCCCCCCGGUGCUCCUCAUACCACCAUUGACGACCCUAGCACCACCAAGCUUCCCAUCACCAAAAACCCUCAAGCCCUUACUGAUGAUCCUUUCACAAUCCCUAUGCACGUGUAA
This is a messenger RNA of Linnemannia hyalina, 978 nucleotides long. The record is from the annotation of a GenBank genome assembly. Lineage: Eukaryota; Fungi; Mortierellomycota; Mortierellomycetes; Mortierellales; Mortierellaceae.